This is a messenger RNA of Linum trigynum, 5753 nucleotides long. The record is from the annotation of a GenBank genome assembly. NCBI's taxonomy places the organism in Eukaryota, Viridiplantae, Streptophyta, Magnoliopsida, Malpighiales, Linaceae.
CCAUCACCAGAAAAAAACUAGCCAAAAAAUCAUUUUUGUUCAAGCAUAAGUGCGUAACAAUUCAUGAAUUGGGGGCAAAUAUCCAAUUUCUCAAUCAAGCAAACGAAUGACCCUUCGCAUUUUUUUAUAGGGAAGAAAACCAUCGUUAAAUAGUUCAUAUUUGCAACAUAUCCAGAGAGCUCCUGAUGAAUGUUUCGCUUGAUAUGCUGGAGUUUAGUUGUGAAAAUGAAGACACUAAGCUCUAUUGAUUCUACCCGAUGGCUUAACCUUUGUAUAUGAGAACAUUGCUAUUAGAUUUUCUUCGGUUCGAUAAUGUUUGUUUGUGUUAAUUUACAUGUUGCUCCGGACCUUGGUUGAGUUGUGGCAUUUCCUACGUUCUUUAAAUGCUAUAAACCCUAGACUCAUUAUUUUCCUUUUGAAGAUGCAGUUUUCUAACCCCUUUUGCUUGUUAUUUUGUAGUCCAAAUAUUUGAUGGAUUUAGAAACGAAUGUGCUUCCCUUUAAAGUGGGCCAACUUGUCGAGGUCAAAUCAUUCCUACAUGGUUAUCGUGGCGCAUGGUUUCGUUGCAAGGUACUUGUUUGGUUCCAAUAUUCAAGCAUUCAUGAUCUGCUAGUGUUUUUACUUUUGGAAUGAUGGCCAUGAGGCAUUUGAAGAGUUUGGAAAACUUUGACAAAAUAUGUCUCAUCACGCUAUAAGUUCAUGCUAGUGUAUGAAUGAAGAAUUAUAUGCAAAUAAUGUUGAUAAGGAUAGGACUUAAAAUGCAUAGGUAUGAGAUGCAAUGCUUUGUAAUCUUAUUAAAUGAUGCUUGUGACUUCUACAUUGAAUAUUCAUCUUAUUCAAUGAAAUCCACGAUGGUACUUUCAUCAUUCCCCCAAAAGUUGUCAACAAUUGAGAUCUCGGACAUAACAAAAUUCCAACAAUGAAGUUGAUGCGAGAGAUUUUUACGAAAUAAGCAAUAAUACACGCUAAGGGAAGGAUUGUUAAAUCUAUAAGGGGGAGUUGUUUGUCACAUUUUCAAAAUAUGACGAACCAUUCCUAUUUGGAAGAAGUUGUGUAACUUAAUUUCGCUUUAACUUAAAGUAUGUGGUGAAGGUGGUAAAGAAUGUUGAAUCAACUACUGAAGUAUGGUGUUAACUUUGUAUGUCUAUAUGAAUAAAUAUCCAUAUUUUAUGUGAUUAAGUACAAGCAUCUCUGAAAAAACUCGUGCCUCUUAAUAGUGUGCCUUUUCUUGUACCACAAGAACAUUUGUAGUGCUUGCUUGGGCUUCUAUAUAAGAAAAAUGAACUUGUACAAUUUAGGUCAAUGCAUGAAUAACAUUCCAUUUCUUUGACUCAUCACUAUUUUCUGUUAGUCUAAAAUUGUUUUCUAUGUUGCUUUUUGCUGCGCUAGAACAUAGUUUUGCUUGUAAAGUUCAAGAUAUUUUUCUCUUGGAAUUUGCUGACUAUUUCAUCCCACUUUUACUUAUUUUAGGCCUAAAAGACACUAAAUGGUUCUCUAGCUGCGUUUUCUGAUAUGGGAUGGCAAUACUUUUACUGCUAUUCAUAUUAAUGAAGAAAGGUCAUUUACUUGUUCAUAUCUUCAUUUGCCACGUCAGAUAAUGAACAUACGUUCAACGAAAGCUGGGAUUGCUUAUUCCUUGGAAUAUAUUGACUUUCCUGAUGAAAGUAAGUCCUCCAUUGUGCGUUAGCUUAGCUACCACACUUUAUACAUUUUACUUUGGGGAAGUUAUAUUAGUGGAAUCAUUAAAAUAGAUGGGUAAUUGUUAAUUUGGAGGGAAGUGACAUGAAUGGAAUCGGAAAUGCAGAACGUUAACAUAAGGUAAAAAGAUAACUAAGAGUUGGGAAAAGGAGAAUCGAACUUCGAUCAGUCCAUAUUAGAAGUUGGAAAUGCAUCUUUGAUUGGAGAAGCUGGCUACUGAAUGUUAUGUAGGUAGUCACUCUUUGAAUCAAUUGGAGCCUAGGUAGAAUUAUUUGACCUGUAUCCCUUUUUGUUAACUGUGUGUGCAGAGAUACGAUUGACAAAAUUAUAUCAGAAGGCUACAAAGCUUGGGGAAAAGCAUUUAAUGGUGCGUCCUUGGUUUCCUCCUGUUUAUCGUGAAAGUAAUUUGCCCGAUGUCGAUACCAUCGUAGAUGUCGCUGUUGUGGCGAAUGAGAUGUGGAAGGUAGGAGAUUUGGUGGAUUGGUGGUAUGCUGAUUGCUAUUGGACUGGAAGAUUGACAAAAGUAUUAGAAAAUGAGAAGUUUCAGGUAAUUUGUUAUUUGUUUCACUGAUCAACAAAGUUCGAUUCUUGACUAGUAAUUUACUUCCAGUGGUUGCAUAUAAGGGGUCGUUUGGUUUUGGUAAUUGUUUGAUUAAUAUAGUUACAAUGCAUGUAUUGUCCAUAAUGCAUUGUUUUUUUGAAUUUUCUGCGCAAACAAUACCUGCAUUGUUUGCUUGAAAUGACACAAAUUGUCACUCAAAAUGAGUGAUAGUUAAACCUCAGGUUUGGUGAGAUUGACAUUGUUUGACUGAGAUUGUUGAGUAUUUUUUUCUUCCAACUAUGUCCUUACCUUUUUAUGUGCGUUGCUUUCUUAUAUAAAAAACAAAGGGUAAAAGUGAUAUUUCACUCAAAAAGUAAUAUAAUUUAUUUAAAUGCUACAGUAACUAUAUCACAUAAACCAAACGAAUACAUGUAUAUUAUUAUGCAUGCAUUGAUAACAAUGCAUCAAUUUAACUAUCAUCAAAACCAAACGACCCCUAACUUCUUGGAUAAGAUUUAUUUGCUUCUGCCUUCUAAUGUGAAAAUUUUCUUGUUGACAAUCUUCAUGGUUCAGUAAUGUAGUCAAUGCUGCUACCUAAUGUUGGCAGAUAGCCACAAGCUACACCUCUAUCAUAUGCCUUGGAAUGAUCCUUUUAUGUUAAUUUGAAGUCGAGUUCUGGAGAAGUCUUUACUUGGAUGGGUGGCUUUUGUUCGUAAAAUUGUUCAUCCCUAUUGCUUCUUGGUUUAAUUUUAUGGAUACGUCCUGAAUUAAAUAUAGAUCUUUUAGUUUUCCUGGAAGUAGUACUGAGUUUGUUUGUUUGGAGUGGUAUUAAUAUUGCGAAAUCCACACUCAGUGAGUGGCUGUAGAAAAUGCUUGAUGUAUAUACUACUGAUUUAAGUAGGCUCUUCUGAGAAUGCCUAAGAAGCCUCUCUUGACAUAACAAAGCCAGACCUGUUAUGUGGAAUAGUGGAUUCGAUCUUCUAAAUCCUAAGUAUCAAAGUCAGUAGAAUCACAUUUCAAGAGACUGAGGUAGUGUUUUUUUGUUAUGAUUAUGUUGUACAUGGAACUAAUGCGAUCCAAAAGUUGAGAUGGAAAUAGUAUAGGAUGCGUUUUAGUGUUGUUCUAAGUACUAAUAACCUUUUAUCACGACUUAAAAUUGAACUUAGAAGUUAUUUAGAUAUAAAGGUGUGGAUUAACAUGUAUAUCCUUCUCCACCUUGGGUUCUGAUAUUGGGAUUAACAUGUCCUAUCAAUGAAUAAAUAAACACAUGCUCGGUAGUUUCAUCGUAAAUUUCAUUGACCUUACUACUUUGCGAUAAUGCAAGCAAUUAGAAUAAGUCACAGCGUCAAUUAUGUGGAUAAUUCUACCAGUGCUGCUGUUGGAGGUCUUAGUAAACAAAAUUCUCUUCUGUUAGGAGGGCAUUCGAUUAUACUGCUUCUUUUGUUGUUUAAACCUGUUCGUGACAAGAUACCAGUGAUAAGAAUCUCUUAAAAGUUCCUUGGGGUGUCUUAAUUGGAUUGAUGAUUGUGAUACUGAUACCUGGGGUAGGUUUUGGUAUGAACCACACCUACCAGGAGCAAAUCUAUUCUUGCUUCUCAAGUCUUGAUGUUGCAUCGCCCAUGAUUUUGUUUGUGAAUGCUUUUUCUCUGUGCCCUUUGCUAUUGCUUUUCAAUUCCUCAUUCUUAGUGUCUUUUAGUGGUUCAAAAUCUUAAUCAUUUUCCUGUUUACACAGAUCAAAUUGCUGCCACCUCCCAAGGGUGAAGGGAAUUCUUAUGAUGUUUCAGGCAAAGAUCUGCGACCUGCUUUGGAUUGGUCACCAUUCGAUGGAUGGACGAUCCCUGAGGUGGUUCCCUUGUAAUCUUCAAAUGACUUCAAUCAUUGUGUCUUUAUUUUGGAUGCAUGCACCUUGUUGACGCAUUUUUUCAGUAGAAAAGCUUAUUGCUAGAAGAUUUCUGAGCGCACUGUUCUUGUUUGUUUGUGCAAUAUAAAGUGAAAGGUGUAAAAUGACUACAUGUUCCUGCUGUUAUCCUCACUUGCUGCCAUUUCAUUUUCCAAGUUGGUUUCCUCUAGUUCAUUCAUUGGUCCUUCCUUUUGUGGCUGGAAACUGGAAACUUACUACAGUAUGAAGUUUCUUGAAUAUCGUAUAUAACAUUUUGAAAAGGCUAAGGAUAUAUAAUCCCCAACCUCCAUUUUCUAGUGCGCAGAUAUAACUGAACCUAUAUUAUCCUCUGAUGUUUUCCCAUGAAACCAAUUUCAUUCCGGCAUAUCCUUAUUUACUACAGGGAAGUGGAAACUGCCAGCAUUGCGCUCGUUUAAUUAAAUCUUUGAAUCCAGCCAGAGUUCAGGGUGUUCAUGAAGGGGAAGACAGUGUUCAUUGGGCAUCAGCCGAUGGCAGACUUCAGGAAGCGCGAGACAACAUCCAGACAACUGAUGACAGUGGUCCUUCAGCUUCAUUUGUUUCAGCUAGUUCUUUACCACCCUUAGGGAGAUCAGAGCAACAACCAGAAGGGCCUCUUGGGAGUGGUGUUUCCCAAAAGGUGCAAAAUACUGGAAAAAAUUCCGACACGGAUGUGGCAAACAGUGAUGCUAGUAAAACAAGUUCUUUAGACAGUGUGCCAAUUCCUCGUGUUAGAGAUGCAUCAACUCUGGAAGCUGGAUUAACUCAGGGAAAUGGUCACCCUGAUUAUGGGGCCUUUAAAAGCAUCUCCAAGAAAUUGAAGACUGAUGGAAGUUUUUCCUUGAAUUCCAUGUGCCCCGACAAAGCAGAAGUAGCUGUCUUUGAUUUGGAGGAACUUGUCAACCAAAUUAAAUGGAUUAAGCGUAUUUUAGAGGUGGGUAUGCCUUUGACAGAUCCCGUUCGACCCUCGUGGAAAUUUUUGGAACAUGAAGCACCUUCCAUACCCAAAUGAACAAAGGUUAGUUUCUUAUUGUUUUUCUUUUACAUUCGCUAGUAAUGAAUGCCUUUCUAGUUUGUGUGUACCAUGUGGUGCGUUAGGGAGUACAUGUGAUGUUUUUCACUGCCUGCCUAGUUAUAAUAGUUUAUGGAAUGAGAAGUACUGAAGUUCUUCAAUAGCAAAUCCAGGCUUUCAUAUCAUUGUCAACCUGCAUAUUUUCCAGUAAUAGAAACCGAACUAUGAUGUUGCAGAUCUUAUGGACUAUAAUAUAUGUUUGCUGGAAAUGUGUUAACAGUUUCAGUAUUAGUCGGACUAGCCGAGCAGUGUUUUUUCUAUCAAUUUUUUGGUGUAUUUAUAUGUAGCACGACUAAGAAUUUGAUUCAUCUGUAAAAAGUUGUAAAACCUACAAUGAUAGUUAUCAAGCAUACUUGGAGUUUUCACAGUAUCACGCAGCAGCUGUAGACAUUUCUAGGGUGUGCACUGUGCACAGUUUUCUCUCUGGCUUGUGCUAGCUUACUUUUGCAUUGCUGUACUUGGGGCUCAUUUAUUUCAUUACUUCAUUUCAGGGUGUUCAUCCAGUGAAGUUGCAGUAAAAUUUUGAAUCAAUCCUUGGACCUCAG